Molecule: messenger RNA, 207 nt
Organism: Haemonchus placei
Lineage: Eukaryota; Metazoa; Nematoda; Chromadorea; Rhabditida; Trichostrongylidae
Source: the annotation of a GenBank genome assembly
AUGUUUCUUGGCAUCUUCGAGACUCUCGGCUUUCCUGGCGAUAUCGUGAAGAUGUUCGACGAGAUGGACGUAUUCUUCAUCGAUGUGAUCUCUAAGGGAAUCUUCACCCAAACUCGCCAGUGGCGAGCAAUCAGCGCGGAGGAGGCGAUGAACCGAAUCCGUGUAGAACUUCGGAACAAUACGACGUCAGUCAGGCAAAACUAUUGA